This is a messenger RNA of Closterium sp. NIES-67, 343 nucleotides long. NCBI's taxonomy places the organism in Eukaryota, Viridiplantae, Streptophyta, Zygnematophyceae, Desmidiales, Closteriaceae. The record is from the annotation of a GenBank genome assembly.
CGCCUUGAAUCGGGUUACCAUCAAGUAUCGCUACCCCUUCCACGUGCAGACGACCUCAUCGACCAACUUCGCGGGGCCAGAUUUUUUUCGAAGAUUGACUUGCGAGGCGGUUACCACCAAAUUUGCGUGCAUGAAGCUGACUGCUCCAAGACGGCUUUUCGGAUCCGGUACGGGAGUUACGAAUACACGGUCAUGCCCUUCGGCUUAACAAACGCGCCUUCGACAUUCCAGUUGACCAUGAACGAAUUUUUUCGGCCAUUGCUGGAUCAGUGCGUCAUCGUGUACCUCGACGACAUUUUCAUCUACAGCACAACCUGAGAUCAGCAUUUGAAGGAUUUGGAAG